AUGCUCUCUCCUUCCUCUCUGCCUGAACCAUGCUCUCUUCUUCCUCUCUGCCUGAACCAUGCUCUCUUCUUCCUGGGUGUAGUGGCUUUGUAUGUAGCGGCUGUGGAUGUAGCGGCUGUGGAUGUAGCGGCUUUGGAUGUAGCGGCUGUGGGUGUAACGGCUGUGAAUGUAGCGGCUGUGGGUGUAGCGGCUGUGGGUGUAGCGGCUGUGGUUGUAGCGGCUGUGGAUGUAGCGGCUGUGGAUGUAGCGGCUGUGGGUGUAGCGGCUGUGGGUGUAGCAGCUGUGGGUGUAGUGGCUGUAGGUUUAGCGGCUGUGGAUAAAGCGGCUGUGGGUGUAGUGGCUUUGGAUGUAGUGGCUGUGGGUGUAGCGGCUGUGGAUGUAGCGGUUGUGGGUGUAGCGGCUAUAGGUUUAGCGGCUGUAGGUUUAGCGGCUGUGGAUGUAGCGGCUGUGGGUGUAGCGGCUGUGGGUGUAGCGGCUGUGGGUGUAGCAGCUGUGGGUGUAGCAGCUGUGGGUGUAGCAGCUGUGGGUGUAGCAGCUGUGGGUGUAGCGGUUGUGGGUGUAGCGGCUUUAGGUUUAGCGGCUGUGGAUGUAGCGGCUGUGGGUGUAGCGGCUGUGGAUGUAGCGGUUGUGGGUGUAGCGGCUGUAGGUUUAGCGGCUGUGGAUAAAGCGGCUGUGGGUGUAGUGGCUUUGGAUGUAGUGGCUGUGGGUGUAGCGGCUGUGGAUGUAGCGGUUGUGGGUGUAGCGGCUAUAGGUUUAGCGGCUGUAGGUUUAGCGGCUGUGGAUGUAGCGGCUGUGGGUGUAGUGGCUGUGGGUGUAGCGGCUGUGGGUGUAGCGGCUGUGGGUGUAGCAGCUGUGGGUGUAGCAGCUGUGGGUGUAGCGGUUGUGGGUGUAGCGGCUUUAGGUUUAGCGGCUGUGGAUGUAGCGGCUGUGGGUGUAGCGGCUGUGGAUGUAGCGGUUGUGGGUGUAGCGGCUGUAGGUUUAGCGGCUGUGGAUAAAGCGGCUGUGGGGUGUAGUGGCUUUGGAUGUAGUGGCUGUUUAGCGGCUGUGGAUGUAGCGGCUGUGGGUGUAGCGGCUGUGGGUGUAGCGGCUGUGGGUGUAGCGGCUGUGGGUGUAGCAGCUGUGGGUGUAGCAGCUGUGGGUGUAGCGGUUGUGGGUGUAGCGGCUUUAGGUUUAGCGGCUGUGGAUGUAGCGGCUGUGGGUGUAGCGGCUGUGGAUGUAGCGGUUGUGGGUGUAGCGGCUGUAGGUUUAGCGGCUGUGGAUGUAGCGGUUGUGGGUGUAGCGGCUGUGGUUGUAGCAGCUCUGGGUGUAGCGGCUGUGUGUGUAGUGGCUGUAGGUUUAGCGGCUGUGGAUGUAGUGGCUGUGGAUGUAGCGGCUGUGGGUGUAGCAGCUGUGGGUGUAGCGGCUGUAGGUUUAGCGGCUGUGGAUGUAGCGGCUGUGGGUGUAGCGGCUGUGGAUGUAGCGGUUGUGGAUGUAGCGGUUGUGGGUGUAGCGGCUGUAGGUUUAGCGGCUGUAGGUUUAGCGGCUGUGGAUGUAGCGGCUGUGGGUGUAGCGGCUGUGGAUGUAGCGGUUGUGGAUGUAGCAGCUGUGUGUGUAGCAACUGUGGGUGUAGCGGCUGUGGGUGUAGCAGCUGUGGGUGUAGCAGCUGUGGGUGUAGCGGUUGUGGGUGUAGCGGCUGUAGGUUUAGCGGCUGUGGAUGUAGCGGCUGUGGGUGUAGCGGCUGUGGGUGUAGCGGCUGUGUGUGUAGCGGCUGUGGGUGUAGCGGCUGUGGGUGUAGCGGCUGUGGAUGUAGCAGCUGUGUGUGUAGCAGUUGUGGUGUAG
Messenger RNA from Knipowitschia caucasica, 1818 nucleotides. The record is from the annotation of a GenBank genome assembly. Lineage: Eukaryota; Metazoa; Chordata; Actinopteri; Gobiiformes; Gobiidae.